CAUGGGCCUCCCGGUCAACAACGACUCGUCUUCGGUUCAACUGUCUCGCUGCGAGGAUCUGUGGUACGAGGACGGCAGCAUCAUACUCGCCGCAGAAGGAAUGGGGUUCAAGGUCUAUCGGAUGAUCCUGGCCCAGCACUCAUCCGUGUUCGCCGACAUGCUCGCGCUCUCAUCCCCGGAGGCCAAUGUCGAUCCCAUGUACGGUUGCCCGCUCGUGCACCUCUCGGACCCGGCCGAAGACCUUCGUUACUUGCUGCUGACCAUCCACGACGUCAGCUUCGGAGAACGCAUCGACCGGGCGCCGUUCAAGGAGUUCGCCGCUGUUGCGUAUCUGGCGAUCAAGUACGACAUCCCGCGCCUGCGUGACCGCAUCGUUGCCCGCCUCGACCGCUGGUACCCCCAAGUCAUCAUAUCGUGGAAGCAUAUCUUGCGCCCGCCGCUGUCGCCCGCGGAGCACCGCACGGUUAUCGACCUUGCCCGCCAGCUCCAGAAGCCCGUACUCGUGCCGUUCAUGAUGCUCGCGCUCUGCCAGGAGGGCGUCGAACGGAUCCUGCAAGCCGAGCUCGAACCCGACGAUCUGCUCAUUGUGCUGCGUGGCCUGUCGAAGUUGCAGAAUCUGCAGAGGAAGAACACGUACCGGUGGCUCUUUCGCGGCCCGCGCCUCUGUCAGACCAAGGAGCUGUGCGCGUCUGCGAGGGAUAAUUUGGCGGAUGCGAUGGAACGGUCGAUGGACUCGGACUCCAAGCUACGUCUCUUCACGCCCACGCCGGACGAGGACGAGAUGUGGGACGCUGGCCUUUGCGAUGUAUGUACAGAGCACGCAGUCGUGGCUCACGAAACGAGGAGCAAGGCUAUAUGGGAUCGGAUCCCUGCCGUGUUCAGUGACUCAGGGGCGCAGUAGGAUGGGCUACAAACAAAAGAAAUGUGUUUUUCUGCUGUGACAGGUAUCACUUGCUUGUGGCUAUGGACUGCGUGUAGCUGUUAAGGUACUGUUACCCUGAAUUACACGUAAGCUGUCC
Messenger RNA from Punctularia strigosozonata HHB-11173 SS5, 1019 nucleotides. RefSeq lists its product as uncharacterized. The annotation marks the transcript as partial. NCBI's taxonomy places the organism in Eukaryota, Fungi, Basidiomycota, Agaricomycetes, Corticiales, Punctulariaceae. Gene Ontology annotation, molecular function: protein binding. The transcript is spliced from 2 exons. The record is from RefSeq and is a predicted model, not a curated record.